CUCCGUCAAUCAAUCUAGUAUUCUAAACACAUGCGGUAUCUUCGUCCCCAAUAAAAGCUGCCUUGGCUGCUAUAUGUUUCAAUUUGUAAUAGCAAGCUGCAGCUUUACUAGCAGUCCUCUCUCCUCUGUCGCAUGUCAAUACUUUUCAAGGACCCGACUAAAGUUCGCAACUUCUAGCUUUCCGCCCCCCACUGCAGAGAACCACGGAAUCGUCUCAUCGCACAUCAGUCCAGCAGUUCGAAUUUCUCUGGAAGAAACCGGAUUUGAAAAGGUCGUCUACAUCUGUCUCCGAUGCAUCCAUCACCUCCCAGGCAUCUACUCCGCUUGAAUCCGCAUCAUCAGCCUUCAAAGUCCGUGGAUUGAUACAUUCAAGAAAGUCUUCUCGAAACGUAGAAGCAUUAGCUACUUCAAAGGAUUAUUCAGAAUGCGCGUUCUGUGGGCCUCUUCAUCGACAAACCAUAAAGUGGGA
Mytilinidion resinicola is the source of this 469-nucleotide messenger RNA. RefSeq lists its product as uncharacterized. The record is from RefSeq and is a predicted model, not a curated record. Lineage: Eukaryota; Fungi; Ascomycota; Dothideomycetes; Mytilinidiales; Mytilinidiaceae. The transcript has a single exon. Bases 74 to 328 code for a protein of 84 amino acids.